AUGGUUGAUUCAAUAAGUCGAAUUACAUCAGCAUUGGAUUCGGCUCGCGUCCUGACACUAGAAGCAGCGGCUGUAGUAUCCUCGAAGUUGGGAGAGACUUCGUACACGAAUUAUUCCCAAGGUAUAACACCUGAACAACUAAGGACGCUGCUAAAUUCAAGGAACUCCAGGGAAAUAAAGGAUGGUAUGAGACGUAUAGUUGACAUUAUGUCGUCAAGCGAUGAAGUGAUAGACAUCGAAUCGUAUUUCGCAGACGUUGUCAAAAACAUCAUAUCUGAUGAUGUCAAGAUCAAGAUCCUCGUUUGCAUCUAUCUAUUAAGAUUUGCGGAAAAACAUCCAAACUUGGCGCUCUUGUCAAUCAAUUCUUUGCAAAAGACUUUAUCGGAUGGUGAUCCGGACGUGAGAGCCUUAUCAAUCAAAGCGUUGUCUGAUAUAAGAAUCCCUUCACUAUAUCCAAUUGUGCUUCAUACACUAAAAAAAUCAGUCACUGAUAGUUCAGCUAUAGUUCGAAACGAAGUAUCAUUUGCUCUGCUUAAGCUAUACGUUUCCAAAAAUGAAGAUAUGGAAGAUGACAUUAUACAAAUUUUGCAAGAAUUAUUGGCCGAUGCUGAUCCCAUGGUUAUUUCCUCAGCAAUUCUAGUAAUGAAAGAAUGUUUCCCUAAUAGGCAUGAUUGGCUACAUGGUCACUAUCGUUACUACUGCAAAAUGAUCACAGUUUUAGACCCAUGGGCCGCUUCAUACUUAAUUGACUUACUUUUGGUAUAUUGCAAGACAUAUCUUCCUCGUCCCAUUGUUGUAGAUGCUUCAGAAACAUCAGAUACUCAAAAAAGCAUGGAAUUGCCCGAAAGAUGUAAUGAAAUUCAAUUUCCGGUGUAUGAUGUCAUCAAUGAUGUUGACCUUACACUUUUUUUAAACAGUUUGGAAAAAUUGACUUCAACAUCACAUCCAGCUAUUAUUCUGGCAGCCUCCAAUGCAUUCUUUCAGUUAGCAACACCAAUGCAAUUUAAAAAAUCUCGCUUUCCCGAGGUUUUGAUAAGAGUCUGUGCUCUUUCAUCCAAUGUAGGGGUGUUGAAUAUACUAUAUCAAUCUAUUUUGUUAUAUUCUUCUGUCGAUUCCACCCUAUUUCUACCAUAUGUCAAAAAAUUCUUUAUUUUACCGUCCAAUGAUGUUGCAAUUGCUUGUUUAAAGCUGAAAAUAAUAUCCACUUUGGUCAAUGAGUCUAAUGUCAGAACAAUUGUUGAAGAACUGAAAUAUUACGUCUCAAGUGCCCCUCACCCAGACAUAGCUAUUACUGCGGCUAAUGCUCUCGCAACAUGCGCUGAGCUGUCCUCUGGCUGGGAAUCUAAUAUUAUGAAAUGGUUCAUUUUUCAUAUGGAAAACUCAAAACUCUCUACAACGCUUCUCAGUUCAUAUAUUAAUGUUAUUCGAGUCCUUGCUCAAGAAAAUCCAAAGAGACAUUUGGCACAUAUAAUGAAACUUUCUGGUAUUUUAGAGCAUCGAAAUACAUUAGCAGAUAGCGCAAGAGCUGCCCUGGUAUGGCUUUUUGGUGAACUUGCUUCAAUAGAGCGCAGGAUAUGCCCGGAUAUAUUACGAAAGUUAAUCCCCACAUUUGCAUUCGAGGGUCCCGAAACCAGAUCCCAUAUUCUGCUUUUAGCGGCCAAGUUGGUCUCGUAUAGUGCUGUUGAUUUUGAUGGUCCUUCCUCAGAAAGUCCAAGUGAUCUAAAAAAUUCAAGAAUAUAUGAGAUGUACAAGGCAGUGUCAUACUUGGCUGAAUUUGAUGAAGACUUUGAUAUCAGAGACAGAGCGCGUUCCCUUUCAUCAUUAUUCGAUUCAGAUAAGUUUGAGAUUGCGGCACUACUAUUGCAAGCUCCAAAGCCCACUCCUAGAAUGGAUACAUCGUAUUUACCAUCUGAUAAAAACGGAAUCUCUUAUCAGACGAACAUUUCAUCCUUAGAAAUAGAUAAGGCUAUUCAAAAUUAUCAUAGAUUCAUUCCAUGGAAUAAUGGAAUCGGUAGUACAGAUGAAGAUAUAAGAAAUCCGACGACUUUGAAGGAUUAUACUAGAUUCAAGAAGAGUUUCUCCUCAGAAACAUAUAUGAAGAAUGAUCCCUCGCGAUCUGCUUCAUCUAUACCUGACUCGCCUAUUGUGAGCCAAUCAUCUGUUACUAUGCCGCAGCAAAAAAAAAACUAUCGUUUGCAAAGUCUGGACGAAUUUUUUAUGGAUGUUCCUUCUGUCACUACUAGAAAAUCUGGAAGGAAGAUAGUCAUUCAAGAAAGCAGUGAUGAGGGCGAUAGUGAGGACGAUUCUGAUGAUAGCGAUUAUAGUGGAGAUAGCGAAGACGAAGAAGGUAGCGAUGAUAGCGAUGAUAGCAAUGAUAGCAAUGACAGCAAUGAUAGCAAUGAUGGCGAAAGUUUAGAAAAUAGCGAUAUGACGAAGGGAAGCUAUAAAGGCAAAGAUAACAACGACAUGAAUAAUAGUACUGGAACCUCGGGAACCAGUGACAAUACUGUUGAGGAAACGGAAAAUAUUCAUUCUAGUAUAGGUUGA
This is a messenger RNA of Zygotorulaspora mrakii, 2547 nucleotides long. It is a transcript of the gene APL6, whose product is annotated as AP-3 complex subunit beta. Gene Ontology annotation, cellular component: membrane coat. The transcript has a single exon. NCBI's taxonomy places the organism in Eukaryota, Fungi, Ascomycota, Saccharomycetes, Saccharomycetales, Saccharomycetaceae. The coding region runs from base 1 to 2547 and encodes 848 amino acids. The record is from RefSeq and is a predicted model, not a curated record. Gene Ontology annotation, biological process: vesicle-mediated transport; intracellular protein transport.